AUGGCUGCCUCGGCACUGGACACGCUGCUUUGGGCGAUCGCCCCGGCGGCUGUCGUGGCUCUGUCUGCAACUUUGCAGCCCGAGACCCUGCUGACUGGCGGCGUCAUGGUGGCCCAGGGCAACUGGAACCACACAUCGCUCGAGGCACCGUUCACCGCCCUGCAAGCACAGCGGGACGAGCGCGCGGGCGCCAACGGUUGCAGUGGUACUGCCGCUCUUGGGCUGGGGGGGCCGGGCGCAAAGGGUCCAGGAUAG
This is a messenger RNA of Lasiodiplodia theobromae, 255 nucleotides long. RefSeq names its product Mediator complex subunit med21. NCBI's taxonomy places the organism in Eukaryota, Fungi, Ascomycota, Dothideomycetes, Botryosphaeriales, Botryosphaeriaceae. The transcript has a single exon. Bases 1 to 255 code for a protein of 84 amino acids. The record is from RefSeq and is a predicted model, not a curated record.